Molecule: messenger RNA, 2217 nt
Organism: Penicillium samsonianum
Lineage: Eukaryota; Fungi; Ascomycota; Eurotiomycetes; Eurotiales; Aspergillaceae
Exons: 5
Biological process (GO): proteolysis
Molecular function (GO): serine-type peptidase activity
Source: RefSeq, a predicted model, not a curated record
GACACCGGGUCAGCCUCACUGAUAUUGCAGUCUCUGCGGGGUAGAUUUUAUUUUUCUAACCUCGCCUCGCAACGCUGCCAACACGUAUACUUUCUCAACAGGACUAUCAACUCGAUCAAUCCGGCGAAUAAUUCAGCUAUUGCUACAAUCUCCAUGGGUGCUCCAGUCACAGCUCCGUUUGGCCAAUGGAAGAGCCCGAUCAGCUCUACCUUGCUUGGUGCUGACGGUGUUCAGUUUGAAUCCAUCGCGACAUCAAAUGGAAAGGUUUAUGUCAUUGAGGGUCGACCCAAGGAGCAGGGACGAGGCUGCAUUGUCGAAUACUCUGGCCGUGAAGGACGCGAUAUCUUACCGGCCAAAUAUGAUGCUCGCACCAAAGUUCAUGAAUACGGCGGCGCGUCGAUGAUCGCUUUCAAUGGGCAGGUUGUCUUUACUGAUCGGGAGACACAGGAUCUGCACAGACUUGAUCCCUCCUCAGGUCAUGUUGAGCAGAUCACCAAGACAGACAUUGCUCUCCGUUAUGCGUGCACCUCCGCCAUAGGCUCUUUGUCGGAUGGCCAGGCAAAUUCGGGAUGGAUCUUGGCGAUCGAAGAGGACCACACCAAGCCAUUGCCGUCGGAAGUUCGGAAUCGGCUCGUCGCGGUGAACGUGCAAUCCAAAGAGAUUGUCAACAUCGCCUCCGGCGACGACUUCUACAACGCUGCUCAGUUUUCCCCGGAUGGCAGCAGGAUAUGUUGGACCCAGUGGUCUCAUCCAGAUAUGCCCUGGACAGGAGCCCGCCUGUAUGUGGCCAAGUGGAACAAUGGUCAGGUCACAGAUGUUCACCAUGUGUCUGGUGUGCCUAAGAAAGAAAGUGUUAGUCAGCCUCGAUGGGGCUUUGAUAACACAUUGUACUUCACAAGCGAUUGUUCGGGUUAUUACCAGCUCUAUCGGUCUCGCGUCGGCACUUUGGAAUGCCAACGGAUGCCUCUGCAUGGCCUGGAAGAAGUGGAAUUUUCGCAGCCAGACUGGCGUCUAGGAAACUGCACGUACGUGUGUUUGACUCCAACUUCAAUGAUCGCAUCGUACACAAAGAAUGCUCGAUGGAGCUUCAUACUGAUAGAUCUGUCGAACGACACCUGGCAAGACAUGAAUGUGCCGGUGACAGACACGAUUAUUUUGGCAGAUAAUCCCCUCUCAGACACAAAAAUAGCCCUUCUUGGUUCUAGUGAGACAAGCUUCAGCACCGUCUUUACAUUGGACAUUGCCGACACCGUCAAGGUCAAUGCACUCAAGGUAGCUUCCGAGCUCCCUAUGCCAAGUUCUCUUGUUUCCAAGCCAGAGCACAUAUCUUUUCCAAGAGUCCACGGUAAGACCUUGAAAGGAAUGGCACAUGCCAUCUUCUACCCGCCUCAGAACCCAGAUUAUCAGUCACCUUCUGGAGCGCUGCCACCUUUGAUCGUCUGUGUCCAUGGCGGGCCAACGUCCCAAACCGGAACCGGCCUGAAUACUACGGACCAAUACUGGACUUCUCGAGGUUACGCCGUUGUUUGGGUAAAUUAUGGAGGUAGCUCCGGAUAUGGCAGAGCAUACCGGGAUGAUUUGAAUGGGCAAUGGGGAAUUCUUGACACGGCAGAUGCUGCUAGCUGCGUGUCAUUCCUAGCAUCCACUGGCCGAAUUGACCAGAACGGAGUCGGCAUUCGCGGCCAAAGUGCGGGCGGAUACAUCGUACUACAAGCUCUGUGUGACUACGCCAAUCUCUUUGCCGGUGGCAAUUCUCUGUACGGGAUAGCCAAUGUCAAGGCUCUCUGUGAGGAUACUCAUAAGUUCGAGAGCCAUUACGCAUUCGCCUUGCUAUUUGAUCCUGAUGCGGAUGAAGCCGAGAAAACCCGCAUUUUCCGUGAACGCAGUCCCUGUUUCAAGGCAGACAAAAUCACUGCGCCGCUAUUGCUGCUUCAAGGUGACGAGGAUUUGGUCGUUCCUAUGAACCAGGCAGAGGAAAUGGUCGAAAUGAUGAAGAAGGCUGGUCGUGAUGUCAAGUUGGUGGUUUUCCAAGGAGAAGGGCAUGGAUUCCGGCAGGCGAAGAGUCGGAUAACAGCCGUGGAGGAGGAGGAGAAAUGGUGGAAGAAAGGUUUGUUGAAGAUGGAUACAGCGGAGCUUUGAGACAAUCAUGACAUUGCGGUUUUUGGCCCGGAACAUGAGUCAGCUCAUAGUUAAUGAUACAAUUCAUGAUACACUUGC